Molecule: messenger RNA, 1086 nt
Organism: Rotaria socialis
Lineage: Eukaryota; Metazoa; Rotifera; Eurotatoria; Philodinida; Philodinidae
Source: the annotation of a GenBank genome assembly
AUGGAUACUUCUCGGUACAUUCAGUCGUGCAAUCCAUCUCGCUUUGUUGUUAGUUGUUCUCUAUUGAUUUUUUCAAUUCUGUUUGCAUUGCGAAUUGAUGAAUAUAUUAAAAUUAGUUAUUGGCUUGUUUUCUUACCAUUGUUCACAUGGAAAUUCCUUGUAGUUUUUGGUGCAUGCAUUGGAAUUUUCGUCUGGUGUAGAAAUGGUGAUGGAAAUAGAAUCAUUCGGACGCCAGACAAUGAUUGUCAAGCACUGAUUAUUUAUUUUGUCAUGCAUAUUCUUAUACUUACAUUUGAACUACUUGUAUGUGACAAACUAGAAAAGCGUCUUGAAACUCGUUGGAUUACAUGUUUUACUCCAUUACUUAUAUGUAUACUAAUUUCUUCUAUAUCAUGUCUAUGGUCAUUGAAAGCACAAAGAAAUUUUCUUAUGCAAGGCUUUAUUUCAGCAAAUGGACUUUUAUUUUUAUUUUUUCCAUUUCGUCUAGAUUCUUUUAUUACAUGGCGAUAUGUCGUCGUCUUUAUUCCAGUAUGGAUAUCUUUAUGUGUGGCUUUAAUAUUUAUUGUUGUAAAAUUCAUUCUUGCUAUUAUUUAUCGAUGUUCUCAACGUGCACUAUCCAAUUAUCGUGAAUUAAGUACGAUUACAGAAGCUAUUACUUAUGUAGUUUUGUUCAUUCCAUUUAGUAUUUUCUUGAUUUUACUGGUUAACCGACUCGAUUAUGAAGAUACUGACCAAACGAAAAGGCUUUCAUUCACUGUGAUCGCUGUUCCUUUAUGGAUUGCAUUAAUUGCUUGGCUUACUUUGUCAUUUGGUGCUACUGAUACUAAUCCAUGGUGGUUUGGUCUUCAACGUAAUUUAUGUGAAACUAUUCUUGAGCAAUGUCCAUCACUAUCAAUUUAUUUCAAUAAUCGAUUUAGAUUUCCAUCAGAUACAUCAAGAAAUGAUUCAAUGUCUGGUCUGGCCAUAUCGACAACAGUUAAGAAUAUCGAAUCGAUUGAUGCAAACAAAUUAACUAUAGUAAACACAAACAAUGAAAAGAAUCUCACUUCACAAGAUCCUUCCAUGUCAUUAUUAGAACCCGAUUAA